AUGUCUAGUAGUGCUGCAGCUAUACACGCAGUCUUGUAUCCAGACCGAGAUAUGUCUAUCUCAGUCGCUAAAGCUUCAUUAUCUUGGGUUUGGUUGUCGCUAUUCACUACCGACAUCAGCGCUCUUCGAGAGUCGGACACCUGCAAAAAGUCGUUUAUGGGCUCUUCAUCGUCUUACUGUAGCUUUGUUGGAGAGUACGGUAACACAUCGUGUCCCUCACAAUCAGCAGCGGCUUACCUUGUUAUACUGGAGUACUUUGUACUGCUUAAGUUAAUUCUCUGGCCCGUGUUGUUUGCGUUCUUUGCUAAAACGGCUAAAUCUGUCGAUGAUGAGGCAGACAAGAUCUGGAAAUUCCAAAUGUACUCACUCGUCACUGAAUUUAGGUAUUGGCCCUACUUUUUAAGAAACCAAUGGAGAUAAAA
Strongylus vulgaris is the source of this 422-nucleotide messenger RNA. The record is from the annotation of a GenBank genome assembly. Lineage: Eukaryota; Metazoa; Nematoda; Chromadorea; Rhabditida; Strongylidae.